AUGGCCCACCCUUCACCGUCGCCGUCCGGCAGUAGCAGCCGCCGCCGCCUGUCGGAGGUCCUGGGUGAGCAGCAGGAGCCAUUCUCCCUCGAUCUCUAUCUCCUCGAGAGAGGCUGCUCCCCGGCCUUCCUCGACGCCACCUCGUGUGGCGGCGGCGCCUGCUCGACGUGCUGGCCCAAGACCAGAGGCACCGGCCGGACGCUGAGGCGGCCGGCGAGGAACAAGAAGGGCUCCCGUCGCAGCGGCGUGCUCAGGAUGCUGCUCUCCAAGAUUCUAAGCGGUACUGCGGCGACGAAGCAGAGCCGGCAGCAGCGGGCCGCCAUCGGGUGGCGCCACGUCGUCGCCGAAAAGCAGAGGACGCCAGACAGCUUCGAGCUUGCUCUUCGUCCCGCUCCCCCCAGAGCCGUCGAAGCGCACAUGGAGGACGACGGGGAGCAGGAACAAGACGACGACGAGGACGAGUCCUCGAAGAAGCAGCUGAGCCCUGUGUCCGUGCUGGAGCAGCGCCUGUUCGAGCACUCGCCACCACCGCCGCACGAGCCGAAAGCCCUGGCCAUCUUCAGCGAGCUCCUUGAGGCCGCCUACACACCCAACACGCUGCUGGACCUGGACGACGUCCUCGCCAUCGCCAAGGACCAAAGCAGCAGCACUCAGUCUAAAGACGGCCGCCGCCGCCGCAGCAGCAGCACCGACAGCUCAACGCCGCCGACGCCGCCGCGGGCGAGGAGGAGGAAGAAGAAGAAGCACGCGCGUCGGAAGGAGGACGUGGCGUUGGAGAAAGACCUUGGUAGGCUGACCAGCCUUGUAGCCUCGGAGAUGGCCGGGGCAAGCGUCCGCGCAGAGGACCUGCGGCCAUCGGUGGAGGACGUGGGCGUGCUCAUCGCGGCAGCCGUGCUGGAGACGCUGACGGAGGAGGCGGCGGCGGAGUUGAUGGGGAUGGACCGCGGUUGUGCGGUUGGCGUGGCAGGGUGGUGUGGACGAUGCUGA
This is a messenger RNA of Miscanthus lutarioriparius, 987 nucleotides long. The record is from the annotation of a GenBank genome assembly. NCBI's taxonomy places the organism in Eukaryota, Viridiplantae, Streptophyta, Magnoliopsida, Poales, Poaceae.